AGAAGCUCGUAAAGGCGCGGUGUCCCCGGUUGCGUUACAGACGCGAGCAAUGGGCGAUCACGGGCGCGUUCUCGUGCUGGCAGACGGCGCUGGACGCGACGCGCUCGCUGUCCCGGGACCACGCCGCGCUCGCCGACCUGUACGGGGGCCCGCUGGCCGCGCGCCUGCAGCGGGCCGCCGACGACGCGCUCCGCCUGCACAGGAAGUGCCGGGACAUCGUGUCUGAGCGGCACGAGGAGGUGUGCGCGGCGCUGGCGGAGGCGUGGGGCGCGGGCAAGGCGCAGACGGCCGCGGCGCACGAGUGGCGCGUCGCCGCACACAAGCUGCGCACCGCACACGCCGCGCGCGCCGCUCUCGCCGCACACUCGCCGCCGCGACACAAGAAGCUCAAGGCGCUCGACAAGGAACUAGACAAGCGUCGCUCGCGGCACAGCGCGGCGCGCGCACACGCGCUGCGGGCCCGCGCCGACUACGUGCUCAGCCUCGAGGCCGCCAACGCCACGCUGCAGCGGUACUUCCUCGACGACAUCGCCGACAUCAUCCUGGUACGCACACCCGCACACCCGCACACUAGGAAUACUAACCACAUCACAUGA
Molecule: messenger RNA, 596 nt
Organism: Bombyx mandarina (wild silkworm)
Lineage: Eukaryota; Metazoa; Arthropoda; Insecta; Lepidoptera; Bombycidae
Product: SLIT-ROBO Rho GTPase-activating protein 3
Biological process (GO): signal transduction
Source: RefSeq, a predicted model, not a curated record